This is a messenger RNA of Lolium perenne, 864 nucleotides long. RefSeq names its product norbelladine synthase. The record is from RefSeq and is a predicted model, not a curated record. Gene Ontology annotation, cellular component: cytoplasm; nucleus. Gene Ontology annotation, biological process: defense response; abscisic acid-activated signaling pathway. Gene Ontology annotation, molecular function: signaling receptor activity; protein phosphatase inhibitor activity; abscisic acid binding. NCBI's taxonomy places the organism in Eukaryota, Viridiplantae, Streptophyta, Magnoliopsida, Poales, Poaceae.
GUAUCUAUACACUAAAAAGCAUCUAGAGACAUUCAAAUUUAGACAGACUUUCGACGUCCUUUUAUAGACAGAGACAAUAGUAUAAUUCCAAGCAAAAAUAGGUGCUUCCUUAUUGGUGCGACAUGCCGUAGCAUCUCAAUACUUGAGAUUCCAUGUAAGGAUAGCAAUCGUACGUGUUGACAAUAUAUAGAGAGCUUUUCAGUUGUACAUAUUCACACCCUGAGCUGCUUCAGCUUGUUGGUGGCUAGUGCGGCCAAGGAAGGGCGAUGAAGGGAAGCCAGAGUCAUGAGUUCGAGACUGAUGUCCCAGCCUCUGAGCUAUGGGAAGUAUAUGGCACGCUUCGUGUGGGAGAGUUGGUGCCUGAAUUGCUUCCGCACAUCUUCGCAAAGGCUGAGCUCGCCAGUGGAGAUGGUGAUGUCGGCACAAUUUGGCGGCUGACAUUUGCUCCAGGCAUUCCUGGGCUAGAGACCUACACGGAGAAACUUACCAAAGUUGACAAUGAAAACUACAUCAAGGAAGCAGAGUCAAUCGACGGAGACAUUCUGAAGCUCGGGUUCCUCUACUACAUGGUCAGGUGUGAGAUCAUUGGGAAAGGGCUCACGUCUUCGGUGAUAAGAUCAACUAUUGAGUAUGAGAUCGAUGAUGGCCAUCCCGAGCUUGAAGCUAUGGUCAGUACUGCAAUUUUGGCUGCAGUGGCUGAAUCUUUGUCAGGCUAUAUCAAGAUGGAGAAGAUGGCUCACAGUAGUUCUUGAAAUUGCUACCUUGCAGCAAAAUGUAUCUGUACUUUCAUGUGAAAUAAAUGCGUGGUUCAAAAAUGCAUUCAUACUUUGUGAAGCGAAUUUGAGAAUCAGAUCAGACAAACUC